AUGAAUUCCAGAAUAUUUGAUUGUGCCCAGACGAAUAAUAGCGAGAGGAUGGAAAUUCUGCUCGGAACCGAUGAAAAGAAGAGGAAAAUUCUUGCCAAUGGAAGAAAUAAGAAGAAUUUGACUCCGCUGCAUAUUGCUUGUGAUUGGAAUGCUGCUCAGUGUGUAAGAGUCUUGUUGGAGGCUGGUGCUAAUCGUGAGGCUGUUGAUGAUCAUGGAAGAAAUGCCUUCUCAUUUGCAAAGAGAGGUGGAUUUAUUGAAAUUAUCAACAUGUUGGAAACUUACUACCCGAAUGGUAGUUUGAUCAAUGAAAAGAUUGGAAAUAAGGGUGGUGCUUCGUCUUCCUCUGCAUCAGCAUCAUCAUCAUCAGAUGUGAAGGAAAAUAAUGCAAAGAUUAGUGAUUUAACAAUGAAUAUUGUGCAAGCAUCAUCAAAUCCAAUUAAGGAAAACAGUCAAGAGAAGGAGGUGAGAUUUGAAGCUCCUCUUAAAAGAACUGCUUCUUAUUUUUCAAAGAGUUCAAAGGUGCCAAAAAUGGAAGAUGAUGAAUCUGUGAGCAGUGCUGGCUAUUCACAAUCAGAUGAUGAAUUAGAUAGUCCAAUAGUCAGUUCUAGAAUUCAAUGGGUUUCGACUGAGAAACGUAAACAAAGACCAAAAUCAAAUCCAAACAAGAUAUCACCAAUAUCAAGAGUUAGACCAGUAACAAACCAAGUAUCAAAGAAUACAGGAAGCGAAACAAAGUCAUGUGCAACAACAUUUGAUAUUAUCAAAACAAAACCAAUCAGUAAGAAGGAAACUAAACUUGUCACUGAGAGUAAGGACUUUGAUGAGAAUGAAAAACAAGUUCUUCUCAAUAUGAAACGUCAAUAUUUCAAGAUUAACUUACAAGGAGCCGAAUAUACUAUUCAUGCAAGACUAUUACAAAAUGAUUCUGAAAAGAAAGUGAUAUGUUGUCAUGGAUUUUCAUACUGCCAGUCUGGUUAUCAAUGGAUCAAGUUGGCUGCAGCUCUUCAUCAACGUGGAUGGGAUGUCAUAUUAUUGGAUUUACCAGGCUUUGGAAAGAGUUCUGGCGCUACUCAUCAAACAAGAAUUUGGAAAAAUGAUGGACCUGAUAUUGUGAAAACUAUUUUGGAAGGUUUGUCUUUACCAAGGAUAUGUGUUAUUGGAAGAUGUGGAGGAGCUGCAACACUCAUGAGAACAUUUGUAAAAUAUCCUCAUCUAUUUCACAAACGAUUUUUGACCCACAACUCAGUCAUUGGUGAAUGGCCACUUCAAUUCGACAAUCUCCUCCAGAAAACCAAAACAAAACUCAUGGUGACAUGGUGUGCAGAUCCUGAUCACUCUAAAAUGUGUGUCGCCUACAAGCAUUUGAACUUUUUGAGAAAGACCAAUUUUGAAAAUGUUAAAUUCAUGGAUAUAGACCUCAACUUUUUAGGUAGUGGAAAUGGAUAUGUUGAAGGGAUAACUAGAACUAAUUUUGUAAAUUACAACAUUCCAAGUCCAGAAUAUCUAAAGAUGGCUAUAACCCACUUGGAAGAAGCUUAUGCACCAUAA
This is a messenger RNA of Naegleria gruberi, 1548 nucleotides long. RefSeq lists its product as uncharacterized. Gene Ontology annotation, molecular function: protein binding. NCBI's taxonomy places the organism in Eukaryota, Heterolobosea, Eutetramitea, Acrasida, Naegleriidae. The coding region runs from base 1 to 1548 and encodes 515 amino acids. The record is from RefSeq and is a predicted model, not a curated record. The transcript has a single exon.